Arachis stenosperma is the source of this 1473-nucleotide messenger RNA. Its product is annotated as probable hexokinase-like 2 protein. Gene Ontology annotation, biological process: glycolytic process; glucose 6-phosphate metabolic process; intracellular glucose homeostasis. The coding region runs from base 1 to 1473 and encodes 490 amino acids. Gene Ontology annotation, cellular component: mitochondrion; cytosol. NCBI's taxonomy places the organism in Eukaryota, Viridiplantae, Streptophyta, Magnoliopsida, Fabales, Fabaceae. The record is from RefSeq and is a predicted model, not a curated record. Gene Ontology annotation, molecular function: fructokinase activity; D-glucose binding; mannokinase activity. The transcript has 9 exons.
AUGAGGAAUGCGGUGGUGGUAGCGGCAGCCGUGGGGACCGCGGUGGCAGUGGUGGCGGCAGGGGCAUUAAUUAAAAGAUGGAAGCUUAUGAAAGAGCAAAGAUUGAAGCAUGCAAGGAACAUAAUUCGGAGGUUCGCAAGGGAAUGUGGCACCCCAGUGUCAAAGCUAUGGCAAGUUGCUGAUGAUUUGGUCUCUCACAUGAAAGCUUCUCUUGCUUCUCCUUCUUCAGAUGAAUCCUCAUCAUUGUCCACACUUAACAUGAUCAUUUCUAAUGUUACGUCCCUUCCUAAUGGAGAUGAAGAAGGAUUCUUUUAUGGGGUGAAUUUGCAUGGGACAAACUUGUUGUUCUUGUGUGCGCGCCUUGGUGGAAAGAACAAACCUAUAUCUGAUCUUCAAAGGGAAGAGGUUUCCAUCCCUCCACAUGUCUUGGCUGGUUCUUCCAUGGAAAUAACUGACUUUGUGGUUACGGAGAUAGCAAACUUUGUGUCAUCUCACCCUGUGAUUGAUGAGGAUGAUAACUCAAAAAGGAAAAUGAAUUUGGGCUUCACUUUAUCUUUUCCAGUUGAUGAUGCUCUUCCUUUCACCGGCACUACAUUUCAAAGAAAAAACUCCAAUGACCCGGUUCGCAAAGGAUUGAUGAAAGAUCUUAAUAAAGCGCUAAAGAAUCUUGGGACCAAAAUGCAUGUUUUUGCACUGGUUGAUGAAACAAUUGGAGGUUUGGCCGGAGGUCGAUAUUACAACAGGGACAGCGUGGCUGCAAUUACUCUAGCUAUGAGAACAAAUGCUGCUUAUACAGAACCAUCUGAGGAUCCUAAUUCUCCUGAGCUGGUAAUUAGCAUGGAGUGGGGAAACUUCAGAUCCCCUCAUCUUCCAUUGACAUCAUUCGACACUAGAUUAGAUUCAGAAAGCUCAAAUCCUGGUAGCGGGGUCUUUGAGAAGCUGAUUUCAGGAAUGUAUCUGGGAGAAAUUGUGAGACUGGUCUUGUUGAAGCUGGCUCACGAAACAGCUCUAUUCGGUAGUAAGGUGCCUCCAAAAUUGAUGAUUCCCUAUGGACUAAGUUCUCCUGAUAUGGCUGCUAUGCAUCAAGACACAUCAGAAGAUCGUGAAGUAGUGGGUGAGAAGCUCAAUGAAAUUUUUGGGAUAAAUAACAGCAGCCUUGUAGCACGUGAACUGGUUGCUGAGGUAUGUGAUAUAGUGACAGAACGAGGUGCCCGCCUAGCCGGAGCAGGAAUCGUUGGAAUAAUCAAGAAGCUUGACAGGAUAGAGAAACGAAAGAGUGUUGUGACUGUGGAAGGAGGUCUUUAUGAACACUACCGAAUCUUCAGGAACUACCUUCAUAGCAGUGUGUGGCAAAUGUUGGGCAAGGAUUUCUCAGAUAAUGUAAUUGUGGAACACUCACAUGGCGGCACUGGAACUGGAGCUUUAUUUCUUGCUGCAGCUCAAACUCAUAAAUCUCCUUCGCCAGAUUCUUGA